AUGUCCGUCGAAACACUCACGACCAUCUCGCCAAUUACCAACAAGCCCGUCUUGACUCGUAAUGGCUUGACAGAGGGCGACCUGCAAGCCCUCCCGGCUACUGCAACCAAAGCUUUCGAGGCUUAUCGGAAGACGUCUCUCAGCGAGCGACAGAAAAUCGUAAAGAAAGCGCUCAAGCUGCUCAACGACAAGCAGGAUGAGCUAGCAAAAGAGAUCACGGAGCAGAUGGGCCGUCCCAUCGCCUACACAGCUAAGGAGGUCACCACGGCCGUGGCGCGCGGCGAGUAUCUCCUCAAGAUCAGCGACGAUGCUCUCAGCGACACAGACGGCGAGGCCGAGAAAGGGAUCAAGAGGUAUAUUCGGAAGGUGCCAAUAGGCCCUGUCUUGAUCUUGUUCCCAUGGAAUUACCCAUAUUUGACCCUUAUUAAUUCGAUUGUACCGGCUUUGCUUGCGGGGAAUUCUGUCAUUCUGAAACCGUCCCCUCAGACGCCUACAACGGCCGAGCACAUUCAAGAGAUCUUCACUGAAGCCGGUUUGCCAGAAGGUGUCAUGCAGCACUUCCACUGCGGGGCACUGAGCCAGAUCGAGACAUUGGUUCGAUCGCCUCAAAUCCAGCUUGUCUGUUUCACCGGCUCUGUAGCUGGAGGCCUUGCUGUACAGACUGCUGCUAGUGAUCGUGUGGCUGUGCGAGUUGGCCUGGAGCUUGGUGGCAAAGAUCCAGCUUAUAUCCGCUCCGACGUCGACAUCCCAUGGGCGGCCGAGGAGAUCGUCGAUGGUGCCGUCUUUAACUCCGGACAGAGCUGUUGCAGCGUUGAGAGAGUCUAUGUCGAUGAAAAGAUCUACGGCGAGUUCGUUUCCGCUGUGCAGGAGGUUCUCAAGGGCUACAAACUCGGAGACCCUUUCGAUACCAAAACACAUAUUGGUCCCGUUGUGUCUAAGCGAUCGGCAGAGACGAUCCGCUCUCAUAUCAAGGAUGCCCUUGAUAAAGGUGCGAAAGAUGCUACACCAGAGAACGAAUCCUUCAAAUCGCCUCCGUCCGACGGCAACUACGUUGUCCCUACUCUUCUGACGAAUGUCAAUCACGACAUGCUUGUGAUGACGGAAGAGACGUUUGGGCCCGUAAUUCCAGUCAUGAAGGUCAAAGACGAUAAGGAGGCCAUCAAGUUGAUGAAUGAUAGCCAGUUCGGCCUAACUGCUAGCAUCUGGACCAAGGAUGUUGCAAAAGGCCAUGAACUCGUGGAUGACGUCGAGGCAGGGACUGUCUUUGUCAAUCGUUGCGACUUUCCUAGUCCAGACCUUGCGUGGGUCGGCUGGAAAGACUCGGGGAAAGGACAGACUCUGAGUAAAUUCGGCUUCGACCAGUUUGUCAAGCUCAAGAGCUACCACAUCAAGGAUUACCCGAAGUAG
This is a messenger RNA of Mytilinidion resinicola, 1407 nucleotides long. RefSeq names its product ALDH-like protein. The coding region runs from base 1 to 1407 and encodes 468 amino acids. Gene Ontology annotation, molecular function: aldehyde dehydrogenase (NAD+) activity. The record is from RefSeq and is a predicted model, not a curated record. NCBI's taxonomy places the organism in Eukaryota, Fungi, Ascomycota, Dothideomycetes, Mytilinidiales, Mytilinidiaceae. The transcript is spliced from 3 exons.